This is a messenger RNA of Mus caroli (Ryukyu mouse), 588 nucleotides long. Lineage: Eukaryota; Metazoa; Chordata; Mammalia; Rodentia; Muridae. The record is from RefSeq and is a predicted model, not a curated record.
CUGGACAAAAACAAGUUAUUCCAAGAGAAACCCUCUGCACAGCACUGAUUGGUCAGCAAAAGCUUCCCCCACCCUGGCUUCAACAUGAGCCUCCUGGCUUUCGAAAAGAUACCUCCUGGGGCAGACUUAAGCAAUGACCUGAUGCUGCUCCACCUCAGCAAGCCUGCUGACAUCACAGAUGUUUUGAAGGCCAUCGACCUGCCCACAAAGGAGCCCAAGCUGGGUAGCACAUGCCUAGCCUCAGCCUGGGGCAGCAUUACACCCAAGAAAUGGCAAAAGCCAAAUGACCUUCAGUGUGUGUUCAUCAAGCUCCUGCCUAUUGAGAACUGUGUCAAAGCCCACAUACAGAAAGUCACAGAUGUCAUGCUGUGUGCAGGAGAGAUGGGUGGAGGCAAAGACACUUGUGUGGGUGACUCCGGAGGCCCACUGAUUUGUGAUGGUGUUCUCCAAGGAACAACAUCAAAUGGUCCUGAACCAUGCGGUAAACCUGGUGUGCCAGCCAUCUACACCAACCUUAUUAAGUUCAACUCCUGGAUAAAAGAUGCUAUGAUAAAAAAUUCCCGAGUGUCACAUUGUCCCAUGUUUUCA